Cornus florida is the source of this 741-nucleotide messenger RNA. RefSeq lists its product as uncharacterized. Lineage: Eukaryota; Viridiplantae; Streptophyta; Magnoliopsida; Cornales; Cornaceae. The record is from RefSeq and is a predicted model, not a curated record. The transcript has 3 exons. The coding region runs from base 1 to 741 and encodes 246 amino acids.
AUGGGAAGGAUCUACAGCCAGAAUUUCUCAACCAUUUUCAAAACUCAAUUGGACAGCUUUACCAACACUACCCAGAGGAGGUUGUUAAAGCUAAGGGACAUGGCAAGGGGUCUGUUGAAGCACAAGAUAGGGAAGGGUACUAACACUAUGAUGUGGCUGGACUAUUGGCUUCCAAAUGGUCCUAUUCUUAACCAAAUUUACCCCAAUGAUGGGGAAAUUCUUCAACUGGACUUGAGAGUCAAAAUUGAUAGAUUAAUUUCCUUGAAUCAUUGGGAAGUCCCUGACUCACUUGCUCACAUUCCAUUCUUCCAAUCACAGAGUUUCCAAUCUCAACUAAAUGAGCUGCCAAACCCAUCCUCUGAAGCUGAUUCAUAUUCAAAGGUAAUCUGGUCAUACAUUCAGCACUCAAUUGGGCUUUACAUCCAACCUUCUUCCUGGAAUGAUUUGAUCACUUGGUGCUCUUCACACUGGAGUUCAAUGGGAUUCUUGGUCCACAAAUUAUUGCUCUCAACUGCUGUCUAUUUUCUUUGGAUGGAGAGAAAUAAUAGAGCUUUCAGAAACUCAUCCUCACCCCCAAAUACUAUCAUCAAUCAGAUUAGGAAAUCAAUUAGAGGGAGGUUGGCUUCAAUCAAGUUGAAGAAAAUAGCUGACCUAAGAAAUAUUAACAAGCUUGAUAACUUGCAGAAACUCUUUAUGGAAAGUUGCAGCUUAGCUCAUGCCCAGGCUCUUAUCACUGAUUAG